AUUCACAAUCAGCGCUACAGUCAGUCACACUUCCGGUAUCAUUCGGUACCUUAUACCGUAUGUACCGGAGGGUACGGAGACGGAGAUAAUUAAUUGUAAUUUUUUGUAUAAACCAUUUAGAUCUAGGCUAGGCCUAUCUGGUAUGUGCGUAAACUACUUUGCUUCUCGCCUACUUGCUCAUCAUCGAGCCUCAGUUUGUGCUGAAGGACACGGACAUAAAAUCUGACUCAAAAUCAGGACAGAGAAGUCAUGUUGAGCUGAACGACUGGAUUGGGUCGGAUACUGGAACACCUGCCGAACCGUCAGCGCAUCCUCUCGACUCAGUCAGGAUCAGGCACACGCCACACGCGAUUGAGAGAAAGUGAACUGGCAACAUGAAGUGGCAGCUCAAUAUUAGUUUGAAGAGGAAGAAGAUAAUAUCUCAGGUCUGCACAAGCAUAUUCUUCCUCUUUGCUGGUAUCGAAUAUGCUGUGAUUCUACCAACUCUCAACGACUACCUGAAGAAUGAAUUUCAUACCAAGCAGUUCUUCUACGGCAUUGUCCUGUCGGCCUUCUCCCUCUCUGGUGUAUUGGUCGCACCGGUCUAUGGUGUCUGGUAUGACAGGACACACAAAACAAAAAUGAUGAUUAUCUUUGCCAACAUGUGGGAAAUUGCAGGAAACCUUCUGUACUUCAUUGGAAUUAAUGAAUACUUUGUUCUUGGUGGAAGACUUCUAGCUGGUGUUGGUGCUGGGGUAGGGUCGGCCAUCUUUGCCCACAUCGCCCAGACAACGACGGAAGCAGAGAGGGCAGCAGCCAUUUCUAUUUUAAUGGCAACACGGCAGCUGGGAUUGCUUUUCGGACCAGGACUCAACGUUGCUCUUCAGAAAUGUGAUUUCUACAUUGGGUCAUUCCAUGUCAACAAGUACACCUCACCAGGGCUGCUCAUGGCCAUUCUGUGGGGACUGCAGCAGCUGCUCUUCCUGAUCGUAUACUUUGACAUCCCGACCCUGGAGCAACAGAAGAAGAUGGCCAAAGCUGAAGCAAUGCUCGGUUCCUCGGAGCAUGAGGGGGAGCAGUUCAGGGAUUAUGCUGCCCUCCCCAAUGGCAGCGUCCAGAAUGCUAGCAUUAAUCAGACCGAGGAGGAGGAGGUCAAAGAAAGACUGCUUAAUGGUAACGGUACUCUGGCUGUCAAUCGAUAUGAGGAAGCAAUGGGCCAACACAAUGUAGUUGCAGAUGCCAUAGGUGGAGGGGGAUCCGGUGAGUACAUCUCGGCACUGCCCCAAGAUGAAGCCUAUAUGCAACACGGUGGGGGCGGUGUCAAGGAAGAAGAGGAAGAGAAAGAAAAGCCUCCCGGUUUCUGCUGGUCACUUAAUGAAUGCCUUACAGAGGAGAUUGUUGUCCUUCUAGCUGUACAGUUUGUAUUUUAUUUCAAUCAACCAGGAUUAGAGACUGCUGUGGUUCCUCUAAAUGAGAUAUAUCUCAAUUUCAAUGAAAUUGAUAACAGUAUAUUUUACUGUGUGUGCGGAGUUGAGCUCCUAAUUUUCUUCUUGGUGGUGAAAAUAAUGAGCAAGAAGGUUUCCGACAGAAUGAUUCUUCUCAUCGGUCUUGUCAUUGAAACCUUGUCAUUAGGAUUGCUUGCAAUCUUUGUUCCGCGAUCGAUACCAGGUGAUGCAUCCAAGAACUUACCAACGUUUAUCAUAAGCUGUGGAAUUCAGGUGUCUGGUUUAGCAUUCUUAGCCGUCUCCAUCAUCUCGCUGUUCUCUAAGGUUGUGCCACAAAAAAUACAGGGUUUUAGUCAAGGUAUCCGCAGAGCUACAGGAGGCUUGGCUACCAUCAUGGGACCGUUGUGGAGUGGAUCCACCGUCUUGCAGCCUUUCCUCAUGCUCAUUGUAAUGGUGGUGCUCUUUGUGUUAGCAUUGGUUAUGGUUCUGGCAUCUUGGAAGCGUCUUACGGCCAAGUCUGAACGCAUGGGGGUGGUUUCACCAUCCAGUAUGCUCAAUGUAGAGAGUGAAACCGAACCCUUGCUUCCCUCUGAUGACGUACAGGCAUGAGAAAAGAAUAUGAUCAAUUCUUAAUUCGAUUGAUGCCAAAACACCAUCCAACACAACACCGUGAAACUGAGCCUUUUCUUUGCUCCGAGUAUGUAGAGCAAUUCUUCAUUUGAUCGGCACCUAAAUAUUUAUGGUACCAACUCUUGACAGCAUAUUACUAAUUGAUCUGCAUUCACUUCAUACUCUCUCUACUGUGUAAGCUGUUAUUUUCACGUACAUAAUUUUUGUUGAAUCGCGGGACUCCCGACAUUCGCGAGUUGAAUUCGCGAUCGAAAAAUUUACCAAACACUUCCACAGCAUUUCAGAGAAGCAAAAUAUGUGCAAAAAAAUGCUCCUCAAAUUCCCAUGCUGACGUGUCUUUUGUACUUGUCCCUGUAAAAAACAGAAAGUGUGAAAAAAGUGGCUUAUAUUUCACCUUUUUUUUUUACCUUUAGAUCUGAAAAUUCACCAUGCCACAGUUUGAUCUGUAAAAGUAAUCUUUGGAAGUUGUGUUCUGUUAGAUUCAUAAAAAAAAAGUUGUUUUAUGUGCAAAAAUGUUGAAUUUUGUGAACAGAAUCUUACGCCUCUAAAACUUCAGGUCAUGUGACUUAGGAAUAUUGAUGAGUAUGCAAAUAGCUGCCAAUGUACCUGUGUCAAUCAGAUAGCAAUAAAAUGAAACAAUAAUGAUUAUAAUGAUAAUAAUAAUACAUUUAUAUAGCACUUUUUGUUUCAACGCUUUACAUUAUAAUUACUAUUACCCCGGUUAUCAUUUCCUGGUAUGCCCGCACACUAUGUAUGCACUUUCUCCACUUUUUGUCUCAUUGCCCCACUGCCUGCCAUACUAUAGAUCACGGGUUUUGAGAAGUGCAGGUAUCACAAAUCAUCUAGUUAUGAUAUUCGAUGAGUAAUAUGAUAUUCUAAUGAAAUAGCAAAUUAUGAUUAUGGGAAGAGUUAUUACCAGUACUAACAUGAAAAAUGCACUUUUUCUUGUCAAUUGUUUUAAAAUUUAUGCAAUGUAAUAUAUAUAUAUUUGCAAAAUAACUUGCUUUGAUUGAAUGCUUAACAUGCAUGUAUAUGUUGGUCUAGAGCAGCGGUUCUCAAACUACGGCCCGCGGGCCGGAUCCGGCCCGCGGAGAUUCUCAAUCCGGCCCGCGAGACUCUGCUGGUUUUUUUUUAUCACUUUAGUCAUGAUAAGAAACAUAGCUCAAUAUAAUUACAUUGUGUAUCCAUGUAGACCUAACCGUAAUAAAAGUAAUGGCAGUCAAAUAAAUUUCACUUUUAAACAAAGUUUAGUGGAGUCUUUUCUGUCUGUUCGAUCUACUUUCUUAUUAGAUGACCAGCGCUGUUCUCACCAUGUUUAGAUCUGCAUACAGGUGCGAAAGUGCAUUUUCCACAAUGAACAUUUUUAAAGAACUAACUAGUCAUACCGAAGCAACUUGUCUUUUGACCAGUGAACAUUUGCACCAGUGCCUUCAUCUGGUAAUUAUACCUUUUGUGCCAAGGUUCAAGCAACUUGUUGCUGACAGACAGUGUCACUUUUCCCAUGUUGAAAGUGACUAGGAGACUGACAUCCUUGUUAGAGUCUACAACAGACAUGCUCUAUUAUUCAUUCUACUUUGAUACUUCAAGACAUUAUCUGUCUCCCCAAUACCAGGUAUUUAUAGGUACAAUUUAGAUUUCUUUUCUUAACAAAGUAAUACAAUUUUGUUAUCAUUAAUAUUGACUCUCGCUGUAUUUCGAUUUUUUUUUUUGCCUGCGUUCCAUAUGAAACUAUUAUAAAUUUGUUUGGAUUAAAUGCUCCCAAAAUAAGGGCCAGAUUGCACAAAAAAGCAUCUAGGACCCCGACCGCAUGGGUCUUUGCGCUUCACGCACAUUUUUUUUGUAUCCACUUCACCUUGGCCCUUUCAGGUUUACUUGGAGUCUCAUCUGGCCCUUCAAAGAAAAAGUUUGAGAACCCCUGACCUGGUCUAGAGCAUCAGAUGAUAUCAUAAGACGGUCUUUGAUUAUUAUUUUUCUGUCAGUGUGGAUGGAAUAAGUUAAGUUUACAAUGAUCUAUGAAAAGCAGUACUAUAUUGAGAUUUUGAAAUCUACUAUAUUCAUGAGACACUAUUACGAUUUAUCCAAGUUAAGCAAGGUAUGAAUAAUUGAUGUGUUAUAAUUUCCAUUCGAAGUAUGUUGUACACUACCGUGUAUAUUUCCUUAUUGUUGUUUUUAUUUGUGUGGGAAUUAAUUUGGCAAUGUUUGUAUGGUCUUAAUUUGAUUUCUCUUACUAACAGGUCGCAGAUGGGGAGAAAAGUAAUUGAUUUUGUAAUGCAUGUAUUUAAAGCCUGUCAAAAGUCUUGUUAAGCAUAAAGUUGUGGAUUAGACACUCAGUGAAACCAGGCUAUGCAAAAUGGACUUAAUUCACUGUAGCCGUAGUAUAGGCGU
Molecule: messenger RNA, 4439 nt
Organism: Lytechinus pictus (painted urchin)
Lineage: Eukaryota; Metazoa; Echinodermata; Echinoidea; Temnopleuroida; Toxopneustidae
Exons: 13
Coding region: 375-2033 (552 amino acids)
Biological process (GO): transmembrane transport
Molecular function (GO): transmembrane transporter activity
Source: RefSeq, a predicted model, not a curated record